Molecule: messenger RNA, 2693 nt
Organism: Polychytrium aggregatum
Lineage: Eukaryota; Fungi; Chytridiomycota; Chytridiomycetes; Polychytriales
Exons: 12
Coding region: 16-2640 (874 amino acids)
Molecular function (GO): ATP hydrolysis activity; ATP binding
Source: RefSeq, a predicted model, not a curated record
UCCAUCUCGUCCAGCAUGGAGCUCGCCCGCUCCUCUCUGCCGUCGCUCCCGUCGCAUGCGGUCGCACUGUCUUCCGGCUGUGGAAUUCGCCUUCCGGCCUGGGUCCGUCUCCACGAUCCGCCAGCCUUCUUCUUUGCCCAGUCCUUCGCCACAACCGCCGACUCGCCGUCCUGCCAGCUCCCCGCAUGGGUUUCUCAGCACUUUGGCACCCAUGCCGCCAAGAUAUCUCCCCUGAAUGCCGCAGAUGCGCUGGAUUCCGUCACCGCCGACACUGAAAGCACUGCGGCAGCCACCUCUCGCCUUUCGAUCACCCUUCGCCCAUUGCUACCCCGUCCUUGGGUUCCUACCUCCAGGGGCCUCGAGCAAGCUCGAUCCGCCGACGACAAUCCAAAGCACACCGUCUUCUCCUCGGCCCUCUCCAACCCGCUCCACUCGCCACUAGACUGCUGCGAUUGGUCCAGGCUCUUUGGCAGAUCACUUCACGGGAAGCCGAUUUCAAUAGGCAUCGUCGUUCCUAUCUGGAUCCGCGGCCAACAUAUUCCCUUCCUGGUCGAGCAGGCCUCUGUGCAAUCGAGCGAGGCUUGCUCUGUGGCUGUCGAGUAUCCUCGAUAUUGCAUCGCCAACUCCCGCCAGAUCCAAGUCGCUGUCGUCGCCCCAUCCCGAAUGGUGUCAGAGCGAGCCGGUGUCGUGGGCACCUCUGAUUUCUGGAGACUCGGCUUGGAUCCGCUGCACUACAGUCCAAAGAUAUACCCUCGACAGAUCAGCGAGCUGCACAAGGUCCUUGAGUCCACAUUCAGCCUUGCGUCCUCGUUCAAGACGAUGGACAUGGUUCCUCCUCAGUGGAUAUUGGUUCGAGGCCCUCCCGGGACUGGAAAAUCACAAGCCAUCUCCUAUGUGUUGAAUCGCCUCAGCAGCGUUCCAGCUUUCUCGACCGAUAUACUGGAUACCAUCGUGUCGCUCAAGGACGCUGAGCAGAGCGGCGUCGAUCCUCAGUCGCUUGUAACUCCACUCUUGCGUUCGGUUGAGAUGGCUCGAUUGUCCUCGCCAGCCGUUGUGGUCGUGCACUCGAUUGAUUUGCUUUCCCAAGACUCGAAUGUCGACUUUGAUCUUGGGCUGCUGAGCGCCCAUGUCGACGCUGUCUACAAAAUCGUUCAGCGCGACCAUCGCAUUUGUUUUGUGAGCGAGUGCGACAAGUCCUUCAAGCUACCCAAGAAGCUUGCCCAUGCCGCUGGAUUCCACACCAUCGAUAUCCCUAUCCCAACAUUAGACCAGAGAAAGGAGCUACUGGCGAUCUUCAUUGCCACCCAAGCUGCGUCUAUGGGCUUGUCAGUUGACGAAGCUGCCGUCCAAGGAUUUUCAGCUUCGCUGGCUCAGCGAACCACAAGCUACACAGCUUCAGAUCUGAAGAAUUUUGUGGAUCGGUCGCUCCAAAGCGCCUUCCUGCGGAAGCACAAGUCCAAAGAAGCCGAACCGCAGCGGUCUCACACAACCACGCCGACCGAAGUCGACGAGGUCCUGGCAAGUGACUUUGACCAGACCCACGAGAUUCUCGGUCCGCGCGAAGAUGAUAGCGAGCUGAGCUUGGCCAAGCCCAAACUGUCCUGGGAUGCAGUCGGAGGAUACAAGUCCAUCAAGGAACAACUGAUUCGGCUGACGACCUGGCCCAUCGAACGACCCGAUGCGUAUCAGCGACUUGGUGUCAAACCUCCCGGUGGCAUUCUCUUGUAUGGCCCUACAGGCUGUGGCAAAACAACCUUGGUCAAGGCGCUGGCCUCAAACUGCUCACUCAACUUCAUCGCCGUCAAAAACAAUCAGAUCUUCAACAAGUAUCUCGGCGAAUCUGAGGCAUCCAUCCGACGCAUCUUUGCGAGCGCCCGUCGGUUCGCACCAUGUAUCAUCUUUUUUGACGAAUUCGACACAAUCGGCACAAAGCGCGACUGGCAGGACGACGGCACAACAGGCGUGAACGAGCGCAUUCUCUCGACUCUGCUGAACGAAAUGGACGGCGUCUCAGAGCGCACCGGUGUUCUCGUUGUGGCAUGCACCAACCGCCCAGAGCAGCUGGACGAUGCUCUUUUGCGACCUGGCCGGCUCGACCACCUGAUCUACGUGGGGCUGCCCAGGCUCAAGGAUCGACGGGAGAUCCUGGCGGCGAUUGGACGGAGCGGUGCCCAGAUCGACGGCAAGGUCGACUUGAAUCAGGUGGCCGCGCAGACGAAGGGAUUCAGCUCGGCAGAUCUGAGUGUGCUCCUCCGGGAGGCGGGCAUGUUGUCGAUGCGCGAGUCGGCUGGAGGCGGCAUGAUUUGCUCAAGACACAUCGCUGCAGCCUUGGAAGGUGCCCAUGUCGGCCGCCUCGAUCGUUCAUCGUCGAACCUGCCGAAGACCCAAGCAGCAUCCGUUCAAUCAGUUACGCGACAACUAGCGAACCUGGGUCGCUCGGAUAGCGACGAGUGGGUUUCAACCGACGACGAUGGCGACAACGACAGCGGCAACGAGGCCGACAGCUCCGAGGCGACAGCGAGUGCCACAGCUCCUGUCGGAGCCAGACCUCUCUCUCAAGCCCGAUGGUGGAAGCCCCGGAUGGUCAGCCGGAUGGACCUGGAGCGAUUCCAAAAGUUCCGCCGUGGGCACGAGGAGUAGACGCUGUCCGAAAUGAGCGAGUAAAGCAAACAGCAUGUUCAAGCAAAAUGCAC